AUGAAUUAUACUAACGUCAGCCUUAUUGUUAAUGGGUGUCUUAAAUUAGACCGAUGCUUGCGGAAAGAACUCUGUGUUUCAUACAGUAGGUGGAAAACUAUAAAACCAUGGAGUGCAGGUAUCAGGUGCUUCCGCAGUUACCAGUACUCACGGCAAGGCUACUCAGAUGAUGUCAAUGUCAUAAUGUCACCAGAAGAAGUAACAAAUAUUCUGCGUAAAGUCGAGUUCACACAGGAUAUCUCGCAAGAUGCUGUAAAAUAUUAUGAGAACAACCAAUUGGAAGCCAAUAAUCCAAUAGAAGACACCAGAGUAGAAGCAAAAUGUAAAUUAACACAGGGAAUUUUGUUUGGUGUAUUUGAUGGACAUGGGGGUCCGGAAUGUGCUCAAGUAGUUGCUAAGCGUGCAAUGUCGUAUAUUGCUGCUAGUUUAUUGCCACCACACAUAGUGAAAUUGCUAAUGAAUGGAUCUUUGAACUUGUCGCAAAUAUUAGAAAUGUACAAUGUAAAGGGUGAGUUUGUUCCUGAAUUACAACAGCUAUAUCAUGAGAGCUUCCAAAAAUACUUGGCGGAACUAUCAGAAACGCAUAACAAAAAUUGUAGUAUCGCUGAUCGCAUAGAGAGUAGUCUGUUGCGUUUGGACUUCGAUAUGUCCCACGAAGCGUUAUCACCAUUUGAAGGAUUCGGUAGGUUUAAUGAGAGAACUUUAAGUGUCGCGUUGUCAGGGGCGGUUGCUUGUGUUGCCUAUGUCAAUGGCCCAAACCUGCACAUCGCAAAUAUAGGAGACUGUGCAGCUGUAUUAGGUCAAGUUACUGAAGAUGAUGAGUGGUGUUUCACAAAGAUUACCAAAGAUCAUAGCACUGCAAAUAUACAGGAAAUCAAAAGAAUAUGGGAUGAACAUCCUACCAUGGAGAGGAAUGCAAUUAUUAGAAGCAACCGGCUAUUAGGCAUAUUAGCACCAUUAAGGAGUCUCGGAGACUUCAGAUUAAAAUGGCCAGUCAAUGUUCUAAAAGCACUCUCUGAAGUCUACCAAAAUGUGAUGCCAUCCAAUUACCAUACACCACCAUAUUUGACGGCUAAACCUGAAAUGUUCACUCACCGACUGGCACCAAAGGAUAAAUUCCUCAUCAUUGGAUCUGAUGGUUUAUGGGACACCAUGUCACCGCUGAAAGCAGUCAAAUUAGUCGGUGAACACAUGAAGGGAAAGAUGGUGCUCAAUACACAAAUACCCGAAAAGGACAUGACCUUAGGUGAUAUAAAUGAUCUUUUGAUAAAUAGGAAGAAGACUUUGCGGAAUAAACCAAAAGAUAGCAAUUCUGCCACGCAUCUCAUAAGACACGCAGUUGGGGGUAUAGAAGACCACAUAAGUGUGGCGCGACAGCUUAGUUUGCCACUAGGUUCGUGUAGCAGGGAAGUUCGUGAUGAUAUAACCGUAACGGUCAUCUUUUUUGAUUCAGAAUAUUUAAGACAAUGUCCUGCCUAA
This is a messenger RNA of Leptosia nina, 1479 nucleotides long. Lineage: Eukaryota; Metazoa; Arthropoda; Insecta; Lepidoptera; Pieridae. The record is from the annotation of a GenBank genome assembly.